AUGUCGCAUGUCGUGCAGUCCAGCGGCCUCCCCUCAGGCGCGCAGCAGCAGCUUGUCAGCGCGCUCUCCCUACUCACUGGUUUUCUAUCCACCCAGGGGGGAACCAGAGGAGGAGAAGGAGGAGGAAGGGGCACGGCUGCUGCUGCGGCUGGAGCUGCUGCGACGCUAAAGUCUACGUCUUCCCCCGCGCCAGCUGUCACUGCGGUGAACCUUCCAGGCGCAGCAGCAACCCUAGUGCCUCCAUCCGUUCCUCUCCCUCCUCCUCCUCCUGACGUUGCUCUUCUGCCGUAUCAUCCGGCCAUUGCUCCUGUACCAGCUGGUGCCCUUGCACCCACCGUAACUCCUCCGCUUGCUGCCUCUACACCUAAUUUAGCUCCCAGCGCCUUCCCUUUCGAAGCGCUCGCCCGGUCUCUCAACCUUGGGGGGCUUCAAUCCCAGCCCAGCCUCUCCUCUCUCCCUGCCCUCCUGGCUGCUAUCUCCGCCCUCCAGCAAGGCAACAGCCUCCAGCAAGGCAACAGCUUGCAGCAAGCCGCAGCACCUGCAUCAGAGCAUCAGGGCGCGAGCAGCGGAUCAGCCUCCUUCCCGUCGCCCCACUCCCCUUCCACCCUCGCUGCUGCCGCUACCACUGCUGGUGCUGCUGGUUCUGGUGCUGGUUCUGCUGAUGCUGCGAUUGCUGGGAGUGCAGCAGGGGACAUGAGAGGGGAGGGAGGUGGAGGGGGAGGAACAGGGGGUGUGGGAGGUGAGGGAGCAGCAGUGGCAGCAAGAGGGGGAGUUGUGGAGGGCUCUUUGGCUGGAAACUGGUCUACCAGUCGACUAGACGCACUGGCGCCUGCUGCUCUUAAUAUCCGAACCGAGCCACUCACCCCUCUCUCCCGUGCCGGCAGCUCCCUGACCUCACGCAUAGCGGCACCAGCAGCAGCAGGGCAACCCCCUCUCUGGCACGGCAGUCGCAGACAGCGGUUCCUGGCUCGACAGGAAUCAGCAUCAGCAGAGGCACUAGAUGCAUCAAUCAACCCUAAUUUCACCUCUUCACGCCUCAGGCGGCUUUGCUCGGCUGAAGCGGGGUUUGAGACGCCGCAGACCGUUGGAUCGUCGUCCUCGCGGCUCCGACGGCUGGGAUCGGCGGAGGGGUCGCGCCGCUUGGGGGAUGCUCUGGGGGGAGGUGGGACUGGGAGAGGGGGAGGGGGGAGUGGGGGAGGGACAGGGGGGAGUGGGGGGAGUGGGACUGGUGCAGGUAGGAGCGGGGGAAGUGGGACCGGGACAGGGGCAGGGGGGAGUGGGGGAGGGGCAGUGGGGAGUGGCGGAGGGGCAGGGGUAGGGGGGAGCGGGGGGGGGGCAGGGGGGGGAAGUGGUUCUGGUGGCGGGGCGGGUGGGAGUGGGAGAGGGGCAGGGGGAAGUGGGGGCGGGGCAGGAGGGAGUGGGGGCGGGGCAGUGGGGAGUGGGGCGGGGGGAAGUGGAGGAGGGGCAGGUUGGAGUGGGGGAGGGGCAGGGGGGACUGCGGGAGGGGGAAUUGCGGGAGUUGGGAGGCCCAGUAUAGACCGCCUCAACUUUCAGGGCGCUGCUUCUGCCAUCCCUCCUCCCCCUCCUGCUUUUCCGCAGGGGGAUCAUCGUCCGGGGGGGCUGGAAAAUGGGGGAGAGCAAAGGCCGGGCUUGCAAAGGUCCGGAUUGCAGAGGGCAGGGCCAAGCAUAGACCAUCUGAAUCUGGAGGCAGCAGGGUUGGCUUCUCGUGCUGCUGCACUGCAGAGGAAUUUCGAGACGUCUCUAAAGCCCGGGCUGCAAAGCGCAGGGCCAAGCAUAGACCAUCUGAAUCUGGAGGCAGCAGGGUUGGGUUCUCGGGCUGCUGCACUGCAGAGAGCAGGGCCGAGCAUUGGCUCUUUGAGUUUUCAAGGGGGGGUUCCUCCCUACAGGGGAGGCUCAAUCACUGGGGAGAUUGCCCUACAGAGACUGGGCAGUGUGGGUAGCCCGUGGGAGCAGGGAGGCGGAGGAGUGGGAGGAGGGGAGAGAGGAGCAAGAGAAGGCGGGAUAGUAGAGGGAAUAGAGGCUGGAGCGCGGACGGGAGAGGCAGGAGGUUCUGAGGGAGUGGGGUGUGGGGGAAAGCGGGCAUUCGGAGGAAGCAUGCAGGGCGAUGGCGGAGGUGGAGAGAGAGAGUGGAAGAGGGCUAGGGGUUUGAUACGCAGCAAUGGCGCUGGCACCACAGCCGAUACUGCCAGUGCUGAAUGUGAUGCUGCUGCUGCUGCUGCUGCUGCUGGCGGCGGCGGCAAUGUUCCAUCCUAUGGUGCCACUGCUGCUGCCCCCGGUGGGUUUUUUUUCAGUGGGAGACGAGCAGAAGAACGACCACCAUCCCCUCCUCGGCCUCUCUUCUCCUUCCCCUCCGCCUCCCUCUCUCUUGACGAUAUCCCCUCAGCCGUCCCUGCCACCGCUGCCACCGGCGCUAUUGAUAAAGCCGAAGCUGGCCUCCGCUCCGCCGGACCCCGUUCUGGUAGGGCUGGUGGGCUGCUCCCUGCAAGUGGCUUUACUGGCACUGGAUUGGGCGGCAGUAGGCUGGCCGGCAGCAGGUUGGGCGGCAAUGGUCUGGGCGGCGGUGGGCUGGGCGGCAGUGGUCUGGGCGGCGGGGGCCUGGGCGGCGGCGGGCUGGGCGGUGGGCUGGGCGGUGGGUCGCGGUUGGCUCGUAGCGUGGUGUGGAGCAAGGACCAGCUGAAGGAGAUUGAGCAGAUGAAAGAAGCCAUGGCUGAUAUGGACGAGGAGGGGGAGGCGGGAGGUGCAGCACCGGAAGCAAGAGCAGGGGAAGCACGGUUAGAGUUUGCUCCUAGGGCAUGGGCUGGAGCAGGUGCGGGAGGAGGGGAGGGAGGGAGCAGUGGUGAAGGGGCAAGAGCAGCGGCAGGGGCGUGGCCUGGUGCUGAUGCCUCUGCUGGCAAUGCGUUGACUGGAGAGGGGGGCGGGAGGCGCCUGGAAAGAGGACGGAGCGGAGUGGGGAAAAGCGAAGCGUGGGAGGGGUUGCAUAGAGAGGGGUUACAGAGAGGAGACAGUUUGGAGCUACUGAGGGGAAACAGUUCGGGAUUAGACCUGUAUUCGUUGGAUGGGGUGGGGGAUGAGGGGCAGGCAGGGGGCGGCAGGAAUGAGGCAAGGUGGGGGAGCGAUGGUGGGGAGGAGGGUGAGGGGAUGGAGGGUGAGGGGAUGGAGGGCGAAGGCAUGGAGGAGGAGGAUGACAGGGUUGAUGGUCGAAUUGAUGGGAAUGGUCUGGGCGGGCGGAUGGAAGGGAAUGGUUUAGGCGGGCCGGUGGAUGGGUGUGCGAACCGCAAGCCAGGGCCGAAGCGGAAGGAGGGGCCAGUCAGCCACUUCUGCCAGAACGCACGGGUGAGUGCUGCUGCUGUCCGCGCAAGGCUGUGGUUCCCUCUCUCCCACACGCACACCUUUCUCUUUCCCCUCAUAGUUGACGUGGAGGGAGCGGAAGCGGAGGGAGCGGCUGUCGAGGCACAUCCGAGCGCUGGAGAAGCUAGGGCUCUCGUAGGGACUAAACAACACUGCCCCUACCCUCACUCCUCUCGUUCUUGUACCCACCUUCCCCCUCCCCUUCUCCAACCACCAUUUCAGAAGCGGAGGGAGCGGCUGACGAGGCACAUCCGGGCGUUGGAGAAGCUGGUGCCGCAGAGGGCCUGCAGCGACCCCACAGCAACACCUCCCCUCUCCCCUCCCACAUCGGGGCGCUGGAGAAGCUGGUGCCUGAGAGGGCUCGCAGCAACCACACAACACUGCUCCUUCUCUCAUUCCCCUCGUUCUUCUACCCCGUCCCCCUCCCCACAACCACCAUUCCAGAAGCGGAGGGAGCGGCUGACGCGCCACAUCCGGGCGUUGGAGAAGCUGGUGCCGCAGAGGGCCCGCAGCGAUGCUGCCUCUGUUCUCGAGUCCGCCAUCUCCUUCAUCAAACGCCUCUCCCGGGAGAACCAGGUGGCAAUGCCCACUCACCUGGUGGCAAUGCCCACUCACCUGGUGGCAAUGCCCACUCACCUGGUGGCAAUGCCCACUCACCUGGUGGCAAUGCCCACUCACCUGGUGGCAAUGCCCACUCACCUGGUGGCAAUGCCCACUCACCUGGUGGCAAUGCCCACUCACCUGGUGGCAAUGCCCACUCACCUGGUGGCAAUGCCCACUCACCUGGUGGCAAUGCCCACUCACCUGGUGGCAAUGCCCACUCACCUGGUGGCAAUGCCCACUCACCUGGUGGCAAUGCCCACUCACUGCACCGCACGGUCCAUAAACGAUACAGCAUAG
This is a messenger RNA of Closterium sp. Naga37s-1, 4269 nucleotides long. NCBI's taxonomy places the organism in Eukaryota, Viridiplantae, Streptophyta, Zygnematophyceae, Desmidiales, Closteriaceae. The record is from the annotation of a GenBank genome assembly.